ACCGCUUGCUGUUAUAUGUCUCUCUCUCUCUCUCUCUCUCUCUCUCUCUCUCUCCUCUUGUCUUCUCUUCUCUUCCGCGACAACUAUAAGAUUCUUCCUCUCUCUCGUUUUGCUCCUCGCAAGCGAAUCCAUGGCGAUCGCGUUGGAGGGCUUCUCGAUCCGGUAAUGGAUGCCUGAACCUUUUUCGCUUCUCCUCCUCCAUCUUUGCAUCUGAUUUCGUCGUACGAUGUUCUGUUCUUGUGAUCGAAGGGAGUAUGCGGCUAAGAUGAGGAGUGUCGACAUGGAAAAGUGCUGGCCGUUGGGCACCAGCGGAGGAGGGGAGCGAUCGCUGCCGCCGAUCCCGUUCCGGAAGUACCGGUGGUGGUCCGACGAGUUGUGGGCCGUCCGCUCGGCCGCGGCCGGUGGAUUGCCGGCCCUCGAGCGAGACAGAUCCAGGGCAAAGGCGAAGCUAAGGGCUCCCAAGAAACGAUCGGUGGCGGAGCUCUUCGCCGUUGCGCCGCAGAUCGAGCGCAUCGAGGAGGAAACGAACGGAUGUGGUGGAGAUGUUGGCCACGGAGUGGAUGCGGAAGACGGAGAACAGAAGAAGGGACGAAGACAAGGAGCCGACGAUGCGCUGAGGGAUCACGUUAGCAACAAGUGCUGGAAGAAGAAGAAGAAGAAGAAAAGAUAUAUAGGCAAGAAGUGUUGGAUCAGAUCCGGCAGUAAGAAGCCGAAGACGCAACGGCAGGUGCUCAUGCUUGUGAUCGGCUCUCGGAAAAAGUUACUUGAAGACUCGGCGUCCGAAAAGGAAUCAAAGAAAGCUUCCAGACAUUCUCUCGGCGGGCAAAAGAAGAAGAAGAAGAAGGCAGCGGCAACGAGUUUGCAGAACAAAGAAAACGAACAAUUCCAUGGUUCUAAUCUGGUAGCCAGAAACCAAGAGGCGGCAGAGAUUCUUCGAGUCAAAGGCAUUCUCAGAAGUCCGAGAGAAACUUCUUCCAUGAAGUCGAGAAUUCUGAACGGAGAUCCACAGGCUGGUCACCCUUUCAAGCCUUGCUGUGCAUUGGAAAAGCACGUCACCUUCUGUGGCAACGAUGGGCAUAACGAGACUUUUUCUCAUACGAAGCUGCCUCAGUUGCUUAACCUUUGUAUAAGGUUCUCAGAUGCUUUGGCUGCAUCAUCGAUAUCUGAUCUUAGCAGAGGUGAUAAACUUCCACCAACCGAGCAGUCUAAGGUGACUAAAACUGGUGGAGCUCCAACUGUUGAAGGGAAGGCGCAGUUGAUCGAGAGUGGUGUUCAUGCUACCGCUGAUCAUCCAAGCAAUCCCAUCAGCCGGAACAUUACGCGAAGACCCAAGACCUCCUUGAGAGAAACUAUCGACUUCAAUCAUGCAACGCAAAUCUCUAAUGAUCUGAACAUUGGUUACUCAGAUUCUUCGUCUCGACACUACAGUAAUUGCAGUCCAUCCAUCAGGAAUUCUUGUCGGGAAGAGAGAUCAAAUUCUGGUGUCGGAUUUCAUUCAGACAUGUUAGAUACUAGAGAAGUUAUGCAUGCUUCCAUGACAUCUGCUCCAAAAUUGGAACCAGAAAGUUCACCGAACAUGACAGGGAUUCCUAUGUCUCAGCCUUCUUUGUCCUGCUUACCAGUGAGUGUCGACGAGAGGGAAGUAGAUCGUCCGGUGGCCUUCAAGAAGAAUAGAUACAUCCAGAUUCCAGCUAUUCAACCUGUCUGCGACAUCUCUCCCUCGGAUCAAAUGAUCAAUGAAUGUCCAGAGACGACAAGAUCAAUGUUGGAUCCCAUUUGCAAGUGCAACGGUAUGUGCGUAUCCGAGUAUUCGAUUGGUUCGCCUCUUAGUUCACAAGAACUCAUCAAGUUUCAUUCAGAUGCGAAGUUUGGUGCCAGUGAGAUCUUUAAGCAGCAAAAUCUCGGUCCGGAGCACAGCCUUCAGGUUCCUUAUCUCACCGGAUCUAAGAGUCAUAUGGACCACGUAAACAUGAGAGGCAAGUUUUGCUGCACGAUGGCAGAUCGGAACGAUCAGAGAAGAUGGAAUUCCCAUCACUUUUAUCCUGCUAGAAAGCCAACGAAAUCUGGGCUGGGUUAUCUCCGGUUGCAUUGCUCCGAGAGGAUGGAUGUUCAGAACAUCCAUCAUGUACAAAACCCCCUGAGCCUCUCUUGUGGUAUGUGUGAACAACUUAAUCACCAUGAUCUUAACUGGACUCCUAGCGAAAGCUUCCACGCAGAAGAAAGCUUGGUGGAGCACAGGAUCGAGCCUACCGUUCCAUCAACAAUGCGCCUGAUGGGUAAGAAUGUCACAGUUGGUAGAAGCAGUGAAGACAGCAAAUGUACCGACCAUGGAUCGACAUGGACCGACAAGGAAAUUAUCACUCGACGCAGCCCAUCCAGAAUAGUGGUUGACAAAGCUCUUUUAGAGAGAAGGCUCCAAAGGGAAUGUGUCACACAUCCGAUGUCUGGGAUCUCAAGAGACUGUGUAAGACGGUCGCAAGACCUUCCAUCAGAUCCAUAUCACUUCCCUGCAGUCGACGAACGAUACGAUCAUACUUCCCUUGGUCAUCAGUCACUGCUGACUUCAAGAAAUGGCCAUAUGUCAACCCUCACAUAUCACGGUACCAGCUAUUCAACGCCUCACAGAUUGCUGAACUAUUCACCCAAAUCCGCAGUGGAUUCAGGAACCAGGUGUCUUGGUUUUCUGCUGAACUCUACCCGUCACAGACAUAACCUGAUGCUCUCCAGCAACAUGUCAUCAGCUUCUCAUCCAGGAUUGUCGAGCCCAAAAUGCAUGGAUUUCAUCGGACCAUUAUCAUCGAUUCCGCACUCAUCUUGCCUCCAGCAGUGGCUGCUAGACGGAGAACAACCGAUGAUACAGCCGUCCACGUUUUCCACCUCCGAUAUCACUCAUCCUGCUUACAGUAAGGGUACUUCUCACUCCCUGAAUUCCCUUCGUUCUUCAUUCAUUCCGCAACAUCAAGCAAGCCGAUUAACUUCGACAGUCGGCAUGACCUAUCAAAAUAAGACCAACAACGCUUACAAAAGGGCUCCAAUCGAAGACGACAGAAUCAUGGGAGCCGUCAAGAAACCUCGAAGUGCAGUGCAACUGGAGGCGAACGGUCCAACAAGCCCAAGGAGAGAACAGCUGCUCGGAUGCCUACCAUAUUGCUCGGAACCUUCGGAAUUCCCUGCUUUUGAGAAUGAUGCAAAGCAUAUGCUGAAACCUGAUGGAAGUGAGGAUCGUGGUGAUGCCAGACCUACUCACUCAUCCAUACCAUUUACAUCCGGUACUCGAACUUGUACUGGAAGUUUCUAUUGAUGGCUUGUUCUUCAACUCAAGUUUCGAUCACGUGACCGCAGGUAAAGCAAAAUGCUUUUCCCGAGAGUAAUAUUUGUGCGUCUUAAUUUUCUUUAAAGCUGGUAUUGAACGCUACCCUAAUGCACGCCUGUUUUAGGGCUCUUCUUGGUGAUCAAGAUUUGAUCAUCUAAUAAGCAUUUUGACA
This is a messenger RNA of Musa acuminata AAA Group (dessert banana), 3485 nucleotides long. RefSeq lists its product as uncharacterized. The record is from RefSeq and is a predicted model, not a curated record. The coding region runs from base 227 to 3301 and encodes 1024 amino acids. The transcript has 5 exons. NCBI's taxonomy places the organism in Eukaryota, Viridiplantae, Streptophyta, Magnoliopsida, Zingiberales, Musaceae.